GGGAGGUUAUCAGCCCAUCACAAAAAUGGCUAGACGAACUGACGGGUAGUGCUCGGAAAACAGGAAAUUCAGUUGUUCGGGCGUUAGGUUGCAUGACUUCCGCGACGUUAGAUAAUAAGCUGUCACUAGCCGAAUUGUUUCAUUAUUUAUUCCAGGAAGCUUUGUUGAAAAACCUUUCUAAUUUGACUUAUUUGUUGUUACCGAUUAAUCUCGAUAAGGCUCGCAUGGGUAUGAGUCACAGACCAACACAAAUGGAUAAUCUACCAAACAAUAAAAGAUCGACAAUCUAUUGGUCGUUCUUUGGCUUUAAUUUGACUUGGUAUGGAGUCAAAGGAGCAAUGAAUGCAACCUCACGGCGCACAAAUGCAAACGAACGGGUGUAA
Messenger RNA from Acaulospora morrowiae, 383 nucleotides. Lineage: Eukaryota; Fungi; Glomeromycota; Glomeromycetes; Diversisporales; Acaulosporaceae. The record is from the annotation of a GenBank genome assembly.